This is a messenger RNA of Oryza brachyantha (malo sina), 1039 nucleotides long. Its product is annotated as probable glutathione S-transferase GSTF1. The record is from RefSeq and is a predicted model, not a curated record. The transcript is spliced from 3 exons. Bases 84 to 758 code for a protein of 224 amino acids. NCBI's taxonomy places the organism in Eukaryota, Viridiplantae, Streptophyta, Magnoliopsida, Poales, Poaceae. Gene Ontology annotation, cellular component: cytoplasm. Gene Ontology annotation, molecular function: glutathione binding; glutathione transferase activity.
CACACAGCACCGCAAGAAAUUCCAUUUCCUCUUGCCCGGUUCCGCCCACAGGAAAAAGGCAGAGCAGCGACUGCGUUGCGUACAUGUCGCCGGUGAAGGUGUUCGGCUCGCCGCCGUUCACGAACGUGGCGCGCGUGCUGCUGUGUCUGGAGGAGGUCGGCGCCGAGUACGAGAUCGUCGAUGUCGACUUCGGUGCCAUGGAGCACAAGGGCCCCGACCACCUCUCCCGAAACCCAUUCGGCCAAGUUCCGGCGUUCCAGGAUGGAGACCUGAUGCUCUUCCAGUCGCGUGCGAUUUGCCGGUACAUACUGCGGAAGCACAGGUCCAGCGACGAGGCCAACCUGCUGCGGGAAGGCGUGCCGGAGGAGGCAGCGGCGGUGGACGCCUGGCUGGACGUGGAGGCGCUCCGGUACGAGCCCGACGUGCACGCCGUGUUCGUCCAGCACCGCGUCGUCCCGGUGCUGGGCGGGGAGCCCGACGAGCGGGUCAUCGCCGAGAGCGUCGCGCGGCUGGAGGAGACGCUCGCCGUGUACGAGGCGCGGCUGGCCAAGCGCAGGUACCUCGCCGGCGACGGGGUCAGCCUCGCCGACCUGAGCCACUUCCCGUACACGCGCUACUUCAUGGAGAUGCCGUACGCGGCGCCGGUGUUCGCCGCCUACCCUCGCGUGACGGCGUGGUGGGAGCGCCUUUCGGCCAGGCCGGCGGUCAGGAAGGUGGCCUCCAUGAUGGCCGGAGGCAGCGCCGGCGGCUCUGGCUGAUACAUGCGUGGUGUUGCAGAGUGGCCGCUAUCAGCGAAAACAAUUUACCAAAUGUAUUCAAUUUUUUCCCCGCCAGACAAAACAAUGGCUGAGAUAACCAGGGCAUUUAACUUUUUGUCACCCUUACGACUUAUACGGGUCUACAUAUCAUAGACGAUGAGUGUCAAAUCUAUUUUAGCGAGUAGCAAAAAAAAUUAAAUUUUUUGAGAUAAUUUGUCUGGGAUAUCAGACAUACACAGAUAUAUACACAGUUAUACAUAAGAAAGUUGAAUAAAAAUUAU